Molecule: messenger RNA, 9208 nt
Organism: Nilaparvata lugens (brown planthopper)
Lineage: Eukaryota; Metazoa; Arthropoda; Insecta; Hemiptera; Delphacidae
Gene: cnc
Product: segmentation protein cap'n'collar
Exons: 16
Coding region: 1608-4622 (1004 amino acids)
Biological process (GO): regulation of transcription by RNA polymerase II
Cellular component (GO): nucleus
Molecular function (GO): DNA-binding transcription factor activity, RNA polymerase II-specific; RNA polymerase II cis-regulatory region sequence-specific DNA binding
Source: RefSeq, a predicted model, not a curated record
AGUUCAACGUGCAGUUGAUAAUGGCUGAGUCACAUUUUCAGUGAGUCGUGAGUGGUGUAGAGGUUAAUUCAAACAUUUCUUAUUGUUUUCGUUCAAAUAAACUCCAAUUCUUUAAUCCUUAAUACAUCUAUAUCUUCAAAAUGGUAUAAACUAUUAUAUAAACAGUAAUUAGUGUUUCAUAGAAUGCAGUAACUCAACCGAUAUAACAAACUGCCCACCGGUGUUUUGACAGUUCAUGAUUGUUGAAUACUUGUGUAAUAAUAAAUUGUAUUGCAAUAUUGAUUUUCAAAGUGAUAUCAAAAUUAUAAAUGUGUUUUAGAAAUACGAUGCCUCGAAAUAAUAUGCUUGCUUGCUUUCUGGAACAAAUUAAGGAUAUCUGACCUGCCUUGAGAUGGCAGCAGUCUGCUGAGAGAGAUGGAACGAUGGUGAUGUCACCGUCGAAGAAGCCUGCUAAAAGACGAAGAAGGGAGAUACAAUAGUUGGGAAAGGGAGUGAGACAGUAGUAUUUCGGCAUCAUUGAUAAUCAGGAUCAAGUGCGCUACCAGAUUUUAUUAUAACUAAUAAAAACGAAAUUUCAGUGUGUAACUAAAGGACAGUCUGUCUAGUAUAAUAUAGGUGAAUCAAAUACUUCCUUAAUCAUACUUAAUCAAAUACUUGAAGAUUUGAUUCAACUUAUCUCUCAACAGCUAUAAAGUGAAUUCGGUUUUUUAAAGCUGCAAAAACAUAUCAAGUUCAGGUUCAAUAAGUUACCCAAUCAAAUCCUGAAAAUUUCCCCGACUAGUUACCGAAUCGAAACUACCUCAUUAACCUCUCCAGUUCUAGAAUUAUUUACGGUUUACCUGUGUGCAAACAUUUUGUCCAGUUUUUAUAAACCUUCAUUGAUCUCCUCUCCCACUCACGUACAACAGUGUUCAAAUGCUCAAAUUAGUUUUAUUUUAAAAAUCGAUCGAACGAAACAUCGAGAUAUUCUUGUGCAGUGUGACUGUUGAAAAGAGACGGUUGAACUCUUGUCACUUGGUGUCACGUCUGUGAAAGUUCUAAUUUACAAUAUUUUUUUAUUUUGGUUGAUACUGAACCUGAUUAGUUAUUCUGGUUAAUUUUAUUAAGUCUUCUGGUUAAUUUUAUUUCAAGUUACAGAAUUGAUCUAUUGUCAAUUCUUCUAAUCUCCUCUUUAAAAGAGAGACUAAGAGACUAUUUUAGAGACUCAGAAGAAUAAACUAGAUCUCUGUCAAUUAGAGAUCAUCACAAAUAAACUUCAAAUACUUUUCCGUCGAUACUUAAUAAUCGAUUAAAAUUUCUCUAUUGGGAGAAUUGAAUUGAUCUCUGUGGUCAGUGUUUUCAGUUGUUGAAACUUGAAAUUAUCGAUAAUUCAUCAGGAAUAAAUCGUUCUCAAAUACAUUCCGUCGGUCGAUAAUCGAAACAGUUGACUGUUUUCCGUCGAUAGUUGAUCUGUAGUAAGGAAUUGAUUCGUCCAUACCUUUAGUGGUGAUUGCAAGAGUUUUCUGUCGAUAAUUGACUUAUCGAAACUCGUCAGGAAUUGAUCGUUCUUGAAUACGUACAGUCGGUGGUGAUUGGAAAGAAAUCAGUAAUUUUUGAUCGGCAACAAAAUGUUGUGUUUGAAGAAAGUGUACCGCGAUGAACUCCUUCAGAUCGCGAUCCUCCUGAGUCUGUUGCGCGUCGACAGAAACGCACACCUCUACGACGGAUACGAUCUGCCGGCGAUCGGCGUCGGAAUCGACGACUUGGACGUGAUUCACGAAUCGCCGCGCGGCCUCGGCGAGAUUCGCGUGCAUCCCAAGAACCUAGACUCGAUUCUCAUCAACCACGAACAGCGCGUUUUCGACGAACUCAACUCCCUCGGACGCUAUAACAGGAUAAACGCGCUCCAUCAGGAUGUCACCGCUUACCUGCUGAAUGUGGACGGCGAGGAUGGUGUCCCACCCGGAGACCAGGACACCGCCUCCAAUGACACCGUCACCCCACCGUCGCCGCCUCCGCCGCCUCUCGAGCCGGUCCUGCUGCCGCCCCCGGAACACCACGAUCCAAGGCCUUCUUGUUCGCCCAUACUCUCCAAGCAUGAAAUCGGCGAAGAGGAUCUGACACAAGAGGACAUGGCAUUGAUCGAGAACUUAUGGAGCCAGGAUGUAGACAUGGAGUCCGUCGCAGAACCUUCACCCGAUACAGAGAGUGGCUGUUCUAAAGAUUCUCCAUUUUUCGGUGCUAUCAAGCCAUGUCCAACGGAAGAAGAAGAUCCUUUGGCGAUGCGCGUGAAGCAGGAAGUGAAAGACGAAGAGGUGUCAGACGAAGAGGGAGAACUGAUGCCUUGGGUGGGCGUCGAUCUCGGAUAUCCAUCGGCAGCUCUCCAUCAUGAUUUGGUGAAGGACGAGCCAGAGGGGAGCAAUGAGGGGGAAGAGAGGGAGGGGGAGACCAUCCCUCUGAUCGAGGAACCUGACUUCUCUCUCGCCGAAGCACUCGAUCUCGUUGGCUUGGAUGAAGACACCUUCAAUUUUGCCGAUUCCAGAGACCGAGACGAGGUGUUGUCUUCCCAGUUUGGCGCUGCCAGUCGCAAGUGUAGCGAGAGCAGUGGUCGGGGAAGUAGUGGUGAAGAGGAGGAGGACGACUGUGAGAGGAGGAGGCGUGGAGAGGAGAGUGGCCAGGACGGAGGCGACGAAGAGGAGGAGGAGGAGGAGAAGAAGGAGAAGGAGGAAGAGACCGACACGGGGUUUGCGUCUCCGUCAGUGUCGUCCGACGACGAUCUCGACGAAUUGAGCGAUCUUCUGUUCGGCAUGAUUCAGGCGCCGUCGCAGUACCACCAUCCGCGCUCCUUUCAGGGGCGGAUGCCAUAUGUGCGAACGAUGAGCAUGGAGCAACGCUGGCAGGACUUGGCCAGCCUUUUGAGUCUUCCAGACCCCAACCACCCCUAUCAUCAUCACUACCACCCCCACCCCCACGGGGGCCAUCCUCAUCACCCUUAUCCGGGCAGCCCCGGCGGUUACCCGCAUGCGGAGGCGGCAAGAACUUCCGCUUCAGCCUCUGGAGGCGGCGGGAAUUCUGUGUUACUCUCAAACGCCACUCUGCCGCCCCCGGCUCUAACCUCUGCUGACGUUCUCAACGCCUCCGCGGCGUAUCCCUCUCUAGGAAGCAAUGGCAACUUUGGAUCAGCUGUUGCGACGUCGAUGAAUUUGACGAAUAGUAGUGAGCCGACGGUCAGUGAGGCGACGGGAAGCUCUUUCAAAAUGGAGAAUCACGAAUCACUCUAUUACUCGCACCCCAUGUGUGCCUCCGAUUCGGGAAAUAACACAAGUGAAAUGAAUCACACAACAGAUGGCUUCCUAUCCUCGAUAUUGAAUGAUGAGGAUAUCCAGUUGAUGGAUAUGGCGAUGAAUGAAGGCAUGUACACAAUGCGGAUGCUGGAGGGUGGUGGAGCCGGAAGUGGCGCUGGAGGGAGCCCAGUGGUGGGGAGCUGCGGAGUGCCCGGGGGUGAGAGGGGAGGCACAGACUCGGACAGCGCUGUGUCGUCGAUGGGCUCAGAGCGAGUUCCUUCUCUGUCAUCGGACACUGAGUGGAUGGAGACCAAUUCAGACUCGGGACAUACGCCCGGUGACCACUACUCUGAUUACCACAGUAAAUACCGUUGGUACGACUACAGCUACCAGCCAAACCGACAUCACUCGGGCGCUUCGGAUGUCGGAAGUGGAUCUAGUCGCAGCAUGCAUCCGGUGGCUCAGAAGAAACAUCACAUGUAUGGAAAACGAUUCUUUCAAGAACAAGGAACCAGUGCUAGCAGCCUGCUUGGUCACGCGUCCGGUUCGUUCGCGGGUGCCGCUGCGGACUGCGGUUCGGGUGCGGGAGCGGGAGCCCUGCCUCCCCACUACCCCAUGGUGGCGGGGGACCCAUCCAAGCAGCCGUCGCAUCCCGAAAUGAAGUAUAGCUGUAGUCUGGAGUUCUCCCGACAAGCCAUGGGCAUGAUGAGGACUCCGAUGGAGCAUGUGGCUCACAACCACACCUACCACCUCCCACCCGAGCAGACGGGAGUCAUGCAGAGGCCCAUGUCCAGGGAGAAACUCAGAGGUAAGAAGGCCGAAGACGAGCACCUGACAAGAGACGAGAAGCGAGCCAGAGCACUGAAUGUGCCCAUCACAGUCAGCGACAUCAUCAACCUGCCCAUGGAUGAGUUCAACGAGAGACUCUCCAAGUACGACCUCAGCGAAUCACAACUCUCUCUCAUCCGAGACAUCCGCAGGAGAGGCAAGAAUAAGGUUGCGGCGCAGAAUUGUCGUAAACGCAAAUUAGAUCAAAUAAUGAGUUUGGCAGAUGAAGUGAAGGAGAUGAGGGACAGAAAACAGAGGCUGCUCAGAGAACACGAAUUCCUAAUCGCCGAACGGCAGAGAGUCAGAAGCAAAUUCAGUCAGCUUUACAGGCACAUCUUUCAGGCACUGAGAGAUGCAGACGGCAAUCCGUACUCGCCGUACGAGUGGAGUCUGCAGCAGGCGGCCGACGGAUCCGUGAUGGUGGUGCCGAGGGGGGCAGAGGCAGGGCCCCUGCUGGAGCCCCCCGAUUCGCGACGUCCCCCCCGCCACAACAACAAGGAGCCCGAUCCUGACUCAACAAAGCAGUCUUAGUCUCUCUCUUACUCUUUCUCUCUCUCUUAAGACUGAUCGCGCUUCUUCCCAUCGCAAUCUUGAUGGCCAACAAUCAUUGAUUGGUGAAAUAAUGGAAAGACAUGAUUGUUCGACUCAGUUUACUUCAGAGUUGUAAACUUUGAUUGUUUUCAAAAUAAUUUGAUGUACUUAUCACCAGAUGCAUCAGUGAUUGUUGUUGUCGUGAAGUUGGACUGGUAUCAGCAUCGCUUCAUGAACAUAUUCAUGAACGUCAGUGUAUAUAAAAUCGUGAACUAUAUCCUAUUCAUGAACUUGGAUUAGCAACAAUAUUGUUUGAAUCAUCAGAUGAUAUCAUCGGUUGUUGUGUUCAUGAACUCAUGAACAUCAGUGUAGAUAAAAAUCGCAAACUAUAUUCUAUUCAUGAACUUGAAUUAGCAACAAUAUUGUUUAAAUCAUCAGAUGAUAUCAUCGAUUGUUUUAUUCAUGAACAUCGGUGUAGAUAAAAAUCGCAAACUAUAUCCUAUUCAUGAACUUGGAUUAGCAACAAUAUUGUUUGAAAUCAUCAGAUGAUAUCACCUGUUGUUGUAUGUAUUUGUGAACUUGAAAUGCGUCAACCUAGCUUGACUUUUUCAUCUACAUCAGUGUGUAUAUCAAAGUCACCUUGAUGUUACUGCACUUAUAACCACAAUUAGUGUGACAACUCAUUGAAAAUGAGUCUCGUCAACUUACAUUCAUGUGUUUAUGAACUUGAUGUAUACAUAAAAAUCUCUCGAUCUGAUUCACACAACAUCAGAUCUAGGUUCAUAUGUAUUUUAAUUGGCAUCAAUGCUGCUUGAUAGUUGAUAUCAGUAUUUGACAACAAGUGAUUAUGAAUAUGAUACCGUAUAUCAAACUUUACACUGGAAAUGAUUAAAUCAUAAAAAAACACUUCUGUUGUGGAUCCUAUUGAAUCCAUUGAAUGUAUCAUCACAUUCUCUAAAUAACUUAAUUUCAAGAUAGAUCGACAAUUUUUUUAAAAAUAUGAUUUAUAUUUUUCCCAACCGGAAUGUAAUGAAAUAAUUUAUGUUAAAAGGUGGCGUGCACUUGAUGAUUCAAGCUUGAAGAGAAAACAACUCGGAAUGUCUUUCUGAAUGGAACCUUAAUGGUGUUCUCGAAUUGGACCAUUCAUUUUCAGCCACCUUGUUACCCACGCACAGGUUUAAGAACCUUGUGGGCUUUAUGCUUGUAAUAGAAACAGCGUUACUAUUAUAAAAAUGCCUAACGAAAUAUUUUUCUCAGUGUUUUGGAUUGGCACGCAAAACCGUCGGUACAGGCUGCCUAAAAAAUGUAAUUGGUCAGGUGGAACCUGAAAAAUCCGACAUCAAACAGUCAGAUCACUCCAUAUUUAUUUUGCAAUUUACCAAAUUGUAUAUUUAUCUAGGAAAAAAUCCCCAAGUUUUUCAGCCUUGAUGGCCUUGGAAUGCUAUAAAAUUUUCCCGACUUCUUUGAGGUUGGAAUAGGACAGGAUCUUUAAAUUACCACAAUGAUGAAUCAAUUUAAGCGUAUUUUCUUGGAAUAUUAGGAAUGUAACUGAAUUACUUUCUAAGGAAUUAGAUUAGGAAAGUAAAUUGAAUGGAUUGAUUGAGUCAUGUAAUGUAAUUCUCCAUGUGUUAUAAAAAAUGAUAACUAGAUGGAGUAUUUUGAUAUCCGUAUUUUUGAAUAGAUAAUAAUAUGUCUAAGUAAAGUUGAUAUUUCAGUGAGAAUUAUUUAUUAAUUUGUAUAAAUUACCUAUGAAAGAUUAUGAGUUUUAAAAUAUUUAAAAUUGACUUGUUUCAUUUUCGAAUUUCAUCUUGAUUUUUCCUGCAGUUGAUUCUCUUUUAUUCCUCGCGAAAAUUUUAUUGUAAUAAUAACUGAUUGAUACGUUUGAUGAGUAAAGAAUACGCUAGACUAUAUAUCACAAUUAUUAAGAUGGUUAUUUUGAUGAAGUCCUACCCUAUUAGGCGUUCGAAAAGACCCUGCAAUUGAUAAUGUGUUGUGAGUCAGGCUUCAAGUAUGAAUACAAAAACAGCUUCAAAAAAUUGACUUAUUUUGUAUGUUAUAAGAUUAUAAAGUUCAAAUUUUAUUCAUCUUGAGUAGGAUUUCUGCACUUACAAAAAAUUACCUUUUCAAUACUGUAUUCCCAAAAUAAAAAUGUCUGAAAUGCUGAAUUCAAUCUGUUUUUUUUAAGAGAUUCAGUAGUUCUGGCUUUUAUGGAGUUAUUAUUCAUAAUAAAUUUUUAGGAGCAUUUCUUCCUAUUUAAGAAUCUAAAACUUAUCAACUCAAAGACUGUUACAUUUAAGACGAAUUCUCAGUAAAUACAUAAUUAUUUAUGUAAACAAUGUAUGUCAAGUUGAUACAUCGUGGUUUUGUACUAAGACAAGUCGUGCCUAAUUACUGAAAUUUUGAUGUUCAUACUCAUAACAUAAACUUAUUUUAUCACGAUAAAUGAAUUAGAUGGAUAAAUUGUAUUAUUUUUGUUGACUUGUAUUUUCUUUAAAUUGAACAAAAUAUCUGGAAGUUUAGUCAUGGUUGAUAUCAUUAUGAUUCGUUAUGAUAUAAGAGAAUAGUACAACAUUGUAUUUGAUUAUUUAUGUAAAUAUUUUUGUAAGAAAUAUUAUCCUAAGUACCGUAAGUGAUAGUUUGUAAGUGUGUAAAAAACGUAAAUUAUUACCAUACAUUUCAACAUUGUAAAUUACAAGAAUUAUUAUAUUGACUGUGUAAAUUAUUUGAGGUGCUUUAAAGUUUACUUAUGUGCAAGCAAGUCCUUUACUUUCGAUAAUUUUCAAGUAAUUGUUCAAGUUGUAUACGUGUAUAAGAACAAAUAGCAUAAAAAAUGUUUGCAUUACCAUGAUACUCACCAUUUAUAACAGUUAUAAAUAUGUAUUAAUAUUUCUAUCAUUUCCCUUACUGUUAUGAUUUUGUAGAAAUUGUUAUCUUUCACAGGUAAUGAAUUCCUCAAACUAUUAAAAGAAACAACUUUGAAUUGUCACUACUAUUAAUUUAUUAAAAAAUUGUGAAUUUGCUCAUUGAGAAAAUUUUUAGUUUUUCAAGUAAUUGUGUUGUUUAAUAUAAGUGUCAUGAGGUAAUAAAUUACCUCCACUACAACACAUACUUAAUGUAAAUUAUCAUCAAUCAUACUUUUGUAACCUCAAAUACCAUUUUCAGAUGGAUUAGAUGAAAAUGAAGGAUUUGUUUGCCAUUUUUCUGUUUUGUUUACUAAUGCUUUCCAUUAUUGAAGAAAGGACCUGGUAGAUUAGUUAGUUCUUUUUCUAAUGGUAUUUGGAUUUCAAGUUGUACUAUAGAGUACUUAUAUAGUGUAAUAUUUUAUGUUGUAAACUGCGUUUAAUGAUUUGUAAAUGUCCGUUGUAUUUAAGUCAUAAUUGUGUGUUAACACCACUAAAUUGAGAGUGACAUUUAUUUAACAAUGUUCUGAACGCUUCAAAGCAAAAACUGGAACGCGUUUCACUGUGACUAUGCUAUUCCACUAUCAUCAAGUUUGAUAACUGUGAUUUUUCAUACAAUUAACGAUAUUUACAUACCUUAGUUAAAUUAUUUUAUAAUCACAGUCAAGAUUUCUUUCAUCUGCGAUUUUAUUUGUAUAACUCAUAAGGAAAUCAACAAUAAUAUAGAUAAACAAUCUGCAUUGAAUCCUUAGAUUUUUCCAAAAUUAGCUUGAUUCGCGUUUGUAUUAACAUUGUAGAAUAAGGCUUUAUUCUACACACUUGUUAGAAACACGAAAUAAUUUGUUUUUUAAAACUGUGAUGUUCAUGUACAAAUUUACCAUAGAGAAAUACAAUUCACAGAUCACGUGAGCAGUGCACGAUUCGACAAAAUGAUCACUCAGAGGAGAAUUAUUAUUAGUUUCGUGUAAAUAAAAUUAUUCAAUAUGAAUAUUCAAACAAGUGCUGCCAUAGCAACCUCCAAUACAAGGACGCGGCCAGCGAUAUUGCAACGUUGCAGCGUAGGCCUAGAAUCUAAUACAUGAUUGGUGAAAAGAUUUAAGAAAAUGCCAGCUGAUCUUUUCCACCAAUCAUGAAUUAGAUGCUAGGACUACAACGCUGCAACGUUGCAAUAUAGUAGGCCGCGGCCUUGUAUUAGAGGUGGCUAUGGUACUGCUCAUCUGAGUUUUAUUUUUCUCUAAAUCCAAAUCAGUAUUAUUGUCCACAUCUCAUAAACGUUAAUUUAUGAUAUCAUGUUCCAUUUUUCAGAACGCAAUUCAAAAUAAACAUAGUCUGUAGGGUUUUAAUGAGUAAGGUGAUUUUACAGAUUUGAUUUCAAUAUUAAAUUGCUUGGUGUAUGGAUUAGACGUUUUCACAGUUCGAACAUGACUCAAGGCAUCUAAUGUUAGCAUCUAUUAUUCUUUUUUAUUCAUAGAAUUAAAGGAUUAAAGUAUUGGUUGAUGUGUUUAUAACAAUAAUUAUAUUAUUCAUAUUUAUUGUGUGGAGUAGUUGGUUCAUAAGUUGAAUGAAGACACAGUCUGAAUAGUAUUUCAUUUUAAUUUUUAAUAUCUGGCAAACUAGAAGAAUUAUGCUCAUUUUGAUUAUUUGACAGUUCGAAAUUUGUUGAUGAAAUAAUUUCAAUCUCUUGAA